GCCUGGCCGUGCAGAGGCGCGGGAGCCGCGGGAAGCGCACCAUGCCCGGGACGCGGCUGCUGCUCAGCCUGGCUCUCCUCUGCGGCUGCACGCAGCUCCUGGCCGAGGCCAGCUCCUGGUGGUCCUUGGCUAUGAACCCAAUCCAAAGACCGGAGAUGUACAUCAUAGGAGCCCAGCCUGUGUGCAGUCAGUUGCCAGGGCUCUCCCCGGGCCAGAGGAAGUUGUGCCAGCUCUACCAGGAGCACAUGGUGUACAUUGGGGAGGGUGCCAAGAAUGCCAUCAAAGAGUGCCAGUACCAGUUCCGGCAGAGGCGGUGGAAUUGCAGUACAGUGGACAACACCUCUGUGUUCGGCAGGGUGAUGAGCAUAGGUAGCCGAGAGACCGCAUUCACCUACGCCGUCAGUGCUGCAGGGGUGGUGAACGCUAUCAGCCGGGCCUGCCGCGAAGGGGAACUCUCCACCUGUGGCUGCAGCCGGACAGCCCGACCGAAGGACUUGCCUAGAGACUGGCUAUGGGGUGGCUGUGGGGACAAUGUGGAAUAUGGCUACCGAUUUGCCAAGGAGUUUGUGGACGCGAGGGAGAGGGAGAGGAACUAUGCCAAAGGAUCGGAGGAGCAGGCCCGCACGCUGAUGAACCUACAGAACAACGAGGCGGGACGCAGGGCGGUGUACAAGCUGGCCGACGUGGCUUGCAAGUGCCACGGCGUCUCAGGUUCCUGCAGCCUCAAGACCUGCUGGUUGCAACUGGCCGACUUCCGCAAAGUGGGUGACCUGCUGAAGGAGAAGUACGACAGCGCAGCCGCCAUGAGGAUCAGCCGCAAGGGCAAGCUGGAGCUGGUCAACAACCGCUUCAACUCACCCACUCCAGAGGACCUGGUUUAUGUGGACUCCAGUCCCGACUACUGCCUGCGCAACGAGACCACGGGGUCCCUGGGCACCCAAGGCCGGCUCUGUAACAAGACGUCAGAGGGCAUGGACGGCUGCGAGCUGAUGUGCUGCGGACGGGGCUACGACCAGUUCAAGAGCGUGCAGGUGGAACGCUGCCACUGCAAGUUCCACUGGUGCUGUUACGUGAAGUGUAAAAAAUGCACAGAGAUUGUCGACCAAUACGUCUGUAAAUGAAAGG
Gekko japonicus is the source of this 1125-nucleotide messenger RNA. It is a transcript of the gene WNT5B, whose product is annotated as wingless-type MMTV integration site family member 5B. The record is from RefSeq and is a predicted model, not a curated record. NCBI's taxonomy places the organism in Eukaryota, Metazoa, Chordata, Lepidosauria, Squamata, Gekkonidae. The coding region runs from base 42 to 1121 and encodes 359 amino acids. The transcript is spliced from 4 exons. Gene Ontology annotation, biological process: neuron differentiation; canonical Wnt signaling pathway; cell fate commitment. Gene Ontology annotation, molecular function: frizzled binding; cytokine activity. Gene Ontology annotation, cellular component: extracellular region.